Messenger RNA from Nelumbo nucifera (sacred lotus), 1892 nucleotides. RefSeq names its product UPF0481 protein At3g47200-like. Lineage: Eukaryota; Viridiplantae; Streptophyta; Magnoliopsida; Proteales; Nelumbonaceae. The record is from RefSeq and is a predicted model, not a curated record.
UCUUGUACGCGUGUUAUAACUAAUGUUGAAUAAACUGGGUGUUCUCUUUCAUUCUCUGUAACAAUUAAAGCAACUGCGCGGCCCUAUCCGAAGGAAAUUAAAGAAGUUAGGUCUUAAGUCACUGAAGAGUGGAUAUGGUAGCCAACAAGAUUGCAUCGACAGAUAUGGCGAGCAAUGUGCCUAAUACCAUGAAAAAGGAACAGCAAACAAUCUCAAGCUCCCUUGGACGGGACAUGGGAACAGCUGCUCAAUGGUUGCUCAGUGUUGAACAAUGGAAAAGUAGGGCAGGAAUUAAUCAACCUCAGAAACAUCAAAUACAAAAGGUUCCGAGUAUGAUGCGUAAAGGACACGAGAAAAUCUAUGAUCCCCAGGUGGUCUCGAUCGGUCCCUGUCACCAUGGCGAAGAAAAUCUCAAGGAAAUUGAGAACCACAAGCCAAAAAUAGCAAAUAAAUUGGCUUCAUUAGCCAAUCUUGAAGUACAGGAUCUCUACCACAAAGCCAUUGAAAAUAAUGAAAGCACAAUAGAAGAAGCGAGGAAAAGCUACACUGAUGAAAUAAUCAACAAGUUUAAUGAAAUGGUCCCCGACAAGCGUAACCAGAAUGAAUUCUUCAAGCGUCUAAUGUUCCUGGAUGGUUGUUUCAUUGUUUAUUUCAUUUGCUGCGUGGAGAAGCAAAGGCUGGAGGAUAUGGAGAUGAAAAAUGAUGAUAUUUUUCUCACAGGGACUGACUUGUUCAAGGUGGAGAACCAGAUCCCAUUUAUAGUCAUCGAAGAACUGAUGAAGGCAGCAUUCCAGUCGGGAAUAGAUUAUAUGGAAAUGAUCAACAGGUUUGUGGAGGCAACCAACAUCUUAAUCGCUAAGGAUGGUAUGGGUGGUAAGCCUCAGAGAAAAGUAAGUUCCGAGCGGCCUUCUCAUCUCCUGGACCUUCUGCGUAGCAAACUCACUGAAAAAAGCGAUGAAUCGAAAGAGAAACAAUGGAGUUGCUUCCCAUACGACAGGUUGCUUCGCCCAUGUUUUUCAGUAAAUAAUAAAUGUCUGCCCAUGUUCAGAAAUGAUAAAGCGCAUGGAUCUCAUCGACAAGGGACAGACUGUUGUUCUUCGUUCCAGAAGCCAUCCAGACUUUUUCCUUUCAAGUAUGUCUGCAAACCCAACUGGCGGGAGCGAUUCAUCUGGCAUUCAUUCCGUUCAGCUAAGGAACUAAAAGAAAUGGGAAUCAGAUUCAGGAUGAGCAAAUCAUAUAGCUUCAAAAGUGUUCAUUUCCGACUUGGCUACAUCCAAGGAUAUGUUUACAUUCCUGGACUAGUUAUUGAUCGCUCAACCGAGGUUAGGUUUCUGAACUUGGUAGCCUAUGAUAGAUGCUUUGGCAAGGGUGAGAAGGAGGUUGACGACGCAAAUUUGUUAACAUCAUACAUUUGUUUUCUGGAUUCACUCAUUGAUCAUGGUGAUGAUGUCAAAGAGCUGAGAUCAGAUGGUGUACUCUUCAACUAUCUUGGCACUGAUGAAGAAGCUGCCAACCUCAUCAACGAGUUGGCAAGAGGAUUGGUUGCUCCUGAUAGAUUUAUAGAUGUUAAGGAGAAGAUUCAACGUUACUGCAGAAACAAGAUGAGGACGUCGACAGCUGAAAUGUUGAGCAAACACUUCAGAAACCCUUGGACGGCCUUGGCUCUAUUUGGUGCAAUAUUAGUCUUGUUCCUUACUGCCAUUCAAACUUACUUGACAUUUGCUCCUCGAAAGCAAUAGUUUGAGGAAUAUAUGUUAGACCAUUCAUCAAGCUAGUACACUCCAUGAGCAGUGUUUAUUUAUUUAUUUUGUCUUCUCUCUCAGUCUAGUCUAUUAAUUAAUUUUGCACUUCACUCCAUGAGCAGUGUCUCCAUUCUUUUCUUUGUAUUUGAA